ACCUCACCUCACUGCCCGACACUUCUUCCACUUCUGCACUUACAACAGCCUUCACCCUCAAUACCACAGCACCCGCAACAGACAGACACUCCUCAUUCAAACCAGAUCCCCUGAGAAAGCACCGCCAAUAUGAGAUUCUCCCUGGCUGUGGCCGCCCUCGCGACGACGGUUGCUGCCGACGGAUGGUUUGGCAAAUCCGGCCGCAUAGCAUACAACAAGUGGCACGAGACGGAGCUCGAGAGAUGGCUGUCGGACCACGACGUCCCAUAUCCAACCCCGGCUGACCGUAAGGACCUCGAGAACUUGGUCAAGGACAACUGGGACAACUACGCCGUGAAGCCCUACAAUUCAUGGGACGCCAACCAGCUCCAGAACUACAUCUCUUCAAAGGGACAACAGGUCAAGAAGGGCACCGAGAAGAAUAAGGACAGCCUCCUCCAGCAGGUCCAGGACCUCUGGCACGAGACUGCCGAUCAAACCAAUGAGGCCUACGGUAGCGUCCAGAACUGGAUCUUCGACAGUUGGACGGAGUCCCAGAUCAAGGCUUGGCUCGACUACCACAAGAUUCCUAACCCAUCCCCUCGCACUCGCGAUUCCCUUCUGCACACCGCCCGCGCCAACUAUGCAAAGGCCGCCGAGAAGGCUGGUGAGACUGCUGCCUACCCGGGCAACUGGCUCUACUCGCAGUGGUCCGACUCUGACUUGAAGGCCUGGCUCGAUGAGCGCGGUGUCCCGGUCCCGCAGCCAGGUAACCGUGAUAAGCUCAUUGCUACCCUUCGCCGUAACUCCAAGAUCGCCGCCGACAAGGCUUCUCAACAGUACGCUUCGGCUUCCAAGUCUGCUGCUGGCGCCGCUCAGUCACUCAGCGAUCAACUCCUCGAGAGCUGGAGCGACAGCCAGAUCAAGGAGUGGGCCGACCGCAAUGGCAUCAAGGUUCCACAGGGUAGCAAGCGCAACGAGCUCAUUGCUCUCGCCCGCAAACAUUCUGCUUCGCUCACUGGAAACAACGCCAAGGACUCUGCUGCCUCUGCUUAUGGUGCCGCCACCUCGAGCGCUGGCAACUACUACGCCGAGGCCACUCAGGGUGCUUACAGCCAGUUUCAAUACUACUACGACGUGAUUGCCAACAACCUUGGCUUUGCUUCUGAGGAAGCGAAGAAGAGCCUGAGCUCUGCUUCAUCUGUCGCUAGUGCCUCUGCAAGCUCUGCAUCUUCUGUUGCCAGUGUCUCUGCCAGCUCUGCCUCUUCCGUUGCCAGUGCCUCUGCAAGCUCGCUCUCUUCCAGCGCUUCGAAGUAUGGACCAAAGUCAGCAUCGUCCCUCUCCGCUUCGGCGUCCAGUGCGAGCUCAGUCGCAAGCGUUUCAGCAUCCAAGAGCGCGUCUUCUGCUAGCGUCGCUGCCAGCAAGAGCAUAUCGAGCGAGAGUGUUGCCGCCAGCAAGAGUGCCCAGAGCGUCAAGAACGAGCUGUAAGCGGUGGAAAGUAUACGGCGCGAAACAUGACACGGAGGACCAGAAUGAAGCAGAUGACGCCCCCGACGAUAAUGGCGACAGGACAGAUGCCGACUUGUUUGUUUCUACUACAGCAGAGACAUCACGACUUGCUCUCGCGUUCCACCGACCCAGCCGCGAACGCGAAAGAAUGGAUGACGAAAAGCGAUGACGAGUGAUUGUAAUACUACUGAUACCCAUAUGGUACGGCGUAGAGUAGUUGCUUUUAAUGAAAUUUUCCUACGCCCUCG
Messenger RNA from Sphaerulina musiva SO2202, 1736 nucleotides. RefSeq lists its product as uncharacterized. The coding region runs from base 130 to 1467 and encodes 445 amino acids. NCBI's taxonomy places the organism in Eukaryota, Fungi, Ascomycota, Dothideomycetes, Mycosphaerellales, Mycosphaerellaceae. The transcript is spliced from 3 exons. The record is from RefSeq and is a predicted model, not a curated record.